Galeopterus variegatus (Sunda flying lemur) is the source of this 738-nucleotide messenger RNA. RefSeq names its product dystrobrevin beta-like. The transcript has 7 exons. Gene Ontology annotation, cellular component: plasma membrane; synapse. The coding region runs from base 1 to 738 and encodes 245 amino acids. Lineage: Eukaryota; Metazoa; Chordata; Mammalia; Dermoptera; Cynocephalidae. Gene Ontology annotation, biological process: synaptic signaling. The record is from RefSeq and is a predicted model, not a curated record.
AUGAUCGAGGAAAGUGGGAACAAGCGGAAGACCAUGGCAGAGAAGAGGCAGCUGUUCAUAGAAAUGCGUGCUCAGAAUUUUGAUGUCAUACGACUAUCAACUUACAGAACAGCAUGCAAAUUACGAUUUGUACAAAAACGAUGCAACCUUCAUCUUGUUGAUAUCUGGAACAUGAUUGAAGCCUUCCGAGACAAUGGCCUUAACACACUGGACUACACCACCGAGAUCAGUGUGUCCCGCCUCGAAACUGUCAUCUCCUCCAUCUACUAUCAGUUGAACAAGCGCCUUCCUUCUACUCACCAAAUCAGUGUGGAACAGUCUAUCAGCCUCCUCCUCAACUUCAUGAUCGCUGCGUAUGACAGUGAGGGCCGAGGCAAGUUGACGGUAUUUUCAGUUAAAGCUAUGUUAGCAACCAUGUGUGGUGGAAAAAUGCUGGACAAAUUGAGAUAUGUUUUCUCCCAGAUGUCAGAUUCCAAUGGCUUAAUGAUAUUUAGCAAGUUUGACCAGUUUCUGAAGGAAGUUCUGAAGCUCCCAACAGCUGUGUUUGAAGGGCCAUCUUUUGGUUACACAGAGCACUCAGUCCGCACCUGUUUUCCACAGCAGAAAAAGGUAAUGCUAAAUAUGUUUUUAGACACGAUGAUGGCCGAUCCUCCUCCCCAGUGCCUUGUCUGGCUACCUCUCAUGCACAGGCUUGCCCAUGUUGAGAAUGGAUCUUUGAAUAGAGAUCUAAACUUUUGA